AUUAUGAGUUGUUCCCAGUAGGUAUUUAUAUUACAUGAUUUAGCUGCAAAAUUUCAGUUUUUUCGUUACCUUUGAACUAAAACGGUAAAUACCUACCUGUUAAAAAGUAAAAGUGAAUACGCAACAAAAUUUUAAUCAUGAAAUCGUUCGUGUUUAUCCUGAUGAUAUGUGCUUUAGGAGGCGCUCGAUCCACGAAUAAUACACAAACUACUGUCGACGACUCAAAUGAUGAACGUAUUUAUCCUGGAAAAUACCCUUCUCACGUAAAUAAUCAUUCUUCGCCGAAUUCGACAUUUGCAUCUAAUGAUACCAAUUUUUCGCCGAAUUCGACAUUUUUAUCUAAUGAUACAAAUUCUUCGCCGAAUUCGACAUUUGCAUCUAAUGAUACUAAUUCUUCUCCGAAUUCAACAUUUUCAUCUAAUGAUACCAAUUCUUCGCCAAAUUCGACAUUUUCAUCUAAUGACACUAAUUCUUCGCCAAAUUCGACAUUUUUAUCUAAUGAUACCAAUUCGUCGCCAAAUUCGACAUUUUUAUCUAAUGAUACCAAUUCUUCGCCAAAUUCGACAUUUGCAUCUAAUGAUACUAAUUCUUCUCCGAAUUCAACAUUUUCAUCUAAUGAUACCAAUUCUUCGCCAAAUUCAACAUUUUCAUCUAAUGAUACUAAUUCUUCUCCGAAUUCAACAUUUUCAUCUAAUGAUACCAAUUCUUCGCCAAAUUCGACAUUUUCAUCUAAUGACACUAAUUCUUCGCCAAAUUCGACAUUUUCUUCUAAUGAUACCAAUUCUUCGCCGAAUUCAACAUUUUCAUCUAAUGACACUACUUCUUCGCCAAAUUCAACAUUUUCAUCUAAUGACACUACUUCUUCGCCAAAUUCGACAUUUUCGUCUAAUGACACUAAUUCUUUGCCGAAUUCAACAUUUUCAUCUAAUGAUACCAAUUCUUCGCCAAAUUCAACAUUUUCUUCUAAUGAUACCAAUUCUUUGCUGAAUUCAACGUUUUCACCUGAUGACACUGAUUCUUCGCCGAACUCGACAUUUUCAUCUAAUGAUACCAAUUCCUCGCCGAAUUCGACAUUUUCAUCUAAUGAUACUAAUUCUUCACCGAUAAGCGGAACGACUUCUGGAAAUUAUACGAAUCCGAAUGAAUCAACUACGAAUGCUUCAGCUCUUCCAAAAACAACAACCGCAAAUGGCACUGAAUCAUCAAAUCCUCCUGUUCCAUCAACUGCUCCUACACCACCACCAACAACUGAAUCAAGUGGUAGGAAUAAUAAUUCUACUAGUCCAACAGCUAGUGCAACUACUUCACCAGAAACAAGUUCAGCCACACAAUUGCCGGAUAAAGAUGAUGUAGAUUAUGAAGACCUGAACGACGAUGAAGAGGAUUAAUCUUUUAGCAGUUCAAUUCACAAAGUCUAGAGAUUAAUAUGAAGAACUAUGCCAUCAAAAUCCGCUCAUAACUAUCAAUAUUACAAACUUUGAGAAAAUUUUAUCGGCUAAUCAAUCAAAACGCAUUUUUGGCAAUAUUUCAAAACAUUACCAGACCUACUUAGAGGCAAACUGAAAAACUUGAAUAGGUAUUCCUUUACAAAUAAGUAAUUCACUUAAAUUUUAUCAACGUUUAUUGUGGUUGUUUUUUUUUUUGUGAGAUCUAAUCACCUAAUUAGGUAGAUAUAGCUAUACUACGAUUAUAUGUAUCAUAUGAUUUUAUAUACCUACUUAUUGUGAAAAUUAGCCAUUAAGGUUAGGUACCUACUUAUCUGAUUUUAUUGAUCAACUUGUACAUCAUUCCACAUAUAAUAUACACUCUCGCACAUCA
Messenger RNA from Planococcus citri (citrus mealybug), 1818 nucleotides. RefSeq lists its product as uncharacterized. The record is from RefSeq and is a predicted model, not a curated record. The transcript is spliced from 2 exons. Lineage: Eukaryota; Metazoa; Arthropoda; Insecta; Hemiptera; Pseudococcidae. Bases 138 to 1388 code for a protein of 416 amino acids.